AAAUAUGCACAAAGGCAAUGUAUUGUAUAAUAAUAUUGUAAGCUCGUAUAUUUGGUUAUUUGAUUUUUGACGACCUUGAGUCAUAGCGCGUUGAGCUCGUGAUGAGAAGGGCUACAAACGUAGGUGUUUAAAAAAUUAUGUUGCCAUUUAAACAUUGAAAUAGAUCUUUAUUUGUUCAUAACGCUUCUACUCAAGGUUAAAUUUCUUUUAUCAAAUAUGUCUUCCCUUGAUACCAUACAACCUUGUAAAACAGUAAUUUGAUAUCUCGUAUCGGUUUCGGAGAAAUUCAAGUGCGUUGAUUAAAAUAAGACCCUGUAUAUACAGGGUAUUUUUAAAGUCCCUGACCUAGAUCCCUGGAUCUCGAAAACGAUUUUAGAUAUGGAAAAACGUUGAAACAUGUUCGAUUAUUUGGAGGGGCUGCUUAUUUUAUGCUAAAAAAAUCUCUUAGCCUUCUGGAGGGGGUGGAGGUGCAAGUAAAAAAUUUUUAUUGGGAAGGAGACCGGAACCUCUAAUUAGAGCCCCCAGAAUCUCUUAGAAAUCUUAAAAUAAAAUCCAAAGAAUGCCUUUGAUAGUAUUCACUAAGAGGAACAUUUUGCCGCAAAGUUCGUUUCUUUUAGCAUGAGUAAAAAAAUCGAGAAAGGCUCUUUUGUAACCUUGACCCUCCCCCCAUAACUUUUGAUAGGGUGGUUGUAGCGACCUGCGGUUUUCACAAAAAAAAAUUUUUACUGGACCUUUAAAACGAGCUACAAUUUGACCCCCUUCCUAUUUAAAAUUUGUUAUUUGCACGUUCCCGCCUCCUUGGGGGCUAAAAAAUUUUUUUUUGAAUAAAAUAAGCAGUCCCUAAUUCAAAUAAUCGAACGCGUGUUUCAGCGUUUUUCUAUAUCUAAAGCCGUUUUCGAAAUCCAGGAGGCUGGGUCAGAUCUUAGAAAUACCUUGUAUAUCCAAAAGGACUGUGUUUUAAAGAUCGAUAAAAAAUCAGCGCGCAGUUUUCUUAUUACGAAAUGGGGAGGUCCAGGUUCGAACCCUAAUUGGGGUGAUAUUUUUUACAAUAAAUUCUUUACAGUGACUUAAUAAGGAUACUUAUUAGCAUCAAAAUUUAAAUCGAUUAUCGAUUAAUGUGGAUUUACUGUUCCAACAAAGAACUGUGUUUUAAAGACCGACAAAAAGUCGGCGCAAUUUUCUUAGUUUGGAAAAAGUAUACAAAAUUCACACAAUAUCAUUCUUCUUCUUAUGACGCCGUCUCCUUUCGAAGGUUGGCGAUCCAAAUGGCCAACAUAGUCUUGUUUUCGUCAGCCAUUAAGAUGUUUUGGAAGAAAUAGUGUAGUAAGGGUUCCGUUCCUUUUCUAUACCGCAGUGCAGAGCCGGGUUCGCUCACUGUUGCUAGACGCCUUCCGGUGUUCAGUACUCUACCGCUCACGCGCUACAGCCUGAUUCUGAUGAAACUGCUGCCUUUCAUCAGUGCUAGAUUUUGGUCCGCCCCGAGUAUUUCCUCGGUACCCACCCAUAUCUGGGAGGCAUUCCCCGAUCCGCCACCUGGGGAGACGCCCGAUGGAGGAUCUAGCAACCUCACACGGCAUCGCCGAUACCCCCUCUUUCCUCCACACAUCCACCUGGAAAAGCGGUGGUCGUGUAGGGUGAGUUCCCCAUUGGGAGGGAGGUUCGACUUGGUGACGUGCCCCGAAAAUUCCGAGGACACGUGCACCCGGUAGCCACCGCCGCCUUCCACCAGAUUCCCGCCCCAGAUCCCCGAGAAAAACCCCCGCAGGAUUUGUGAUACCUGCCUGGGAUUGAACCCGGAUCUCCAGAACGUGAAUCCGCUGUUUAGCGUUAGUGACUACAACUCAUCUGCACAGUAUCAUUAGAACAAUUAUUAUCAUUAGCCUACCAAGAUCCAGUCUGGACCGUAAAUGACGUUUUUUUCUUUAAUUGAUUGUAUAUCACAUUAGUCCUGUUCCAUUUACAAUUAUUGUAUAUGUAUAUUUAAUUAUAGGAAAAUGUGUACCUCGACAAAUGUAGGUGAUAUUUGCGUUUUGGAGGUAACUAUUGACACGUUUAAACGAGUACAGAUUAGACGCGUCAGAUAUGACAGAAAUUAUUCAGAUGAAAAAUUCGUAGAUGUGAGAUGUAUCGAUAGUGGUAUUAUACACGAAUAUAUUGAUGUACGUAAAUUAAUGCACAUCCCAGAGGAAUUAUUAAAUCUUCCAACGCAUGUUGUCGAAAUAUUUUUAGCUGAUGUAGUACCAUGGGACGAGGAAUAUAUGUGGAAUCAAUGUACUAACGAACAGGUGCACAAGUGGUUCGCAGAAAAUUUUGAUGGAAGGUCUUAUAUUAUUGGGAAAAUUUGCCUUUAUCUUGGAAAUACAAUAUGGUUAGACGAUUUGAAAAUUGGAACGAAGUUAAUUGGUCACCCCGACUUGAUAGGAUCUUCUUUAAAAAAGGAACUAUUCUCAGGGAAUUUUGCAGUUUGGAACAACAAUCAUUUAUCGAGCCUGUUGAAACUUUGCAGAAACUGCGGGUUGACAGAAAUCAAUGGUCACGACAUAAGUGCUGCACAUAAAUGAAGCAGACUUUUACUAUCAUUUGUAAAAAUUGGGUGAUUUCGGGAAGUCAAUCGUUUUCUUAACGUAUAUUUAUAGGAAAAGAUUGAUACAAUAUUUUCGUCUGUUUUGUAUUUCUUUAACUGCGAACAUUGCAUACUGGUGGAUGUAGAGCUCUAGGGAUUCCUUUUAGGUAUAAACUUUUAGAUAUGAAAAAUAAAGGAAAAUAAAUAUAAUUGUUCUCCAUUCUCUCUGUAUGCGUACAUGCUGUUCUAUUUUCUUAUAUUUUUCAGUAUUGUAUGUAGAAUCAAAUUAUAUUUCUUUAGAAAAAAAAGAAAUAUUGAUCAAAAUAAAUAGGAAUUCCAGGGAUUUUACAUCCACAGUUGAGGAUAAAUUUUUUGAGACUGCUGUGUAUUAAUUAAAACUGAAUAAAUGUGAAUAAAAAUAAAGUAUCAAGUGUGCAUGAAAAUAAGUAUUAAUUCAAAAAAUGGAUGCAAAACUAUCUGUUUUAAUCUUUAAAUUGAUCACAAAUAAUGAAUGUAAGAAAUAACUGAACUCGAGUACUACCUUUGGAUAUGUGAAGUAUAUCCAAAACACAAAAAUGCUAUUAUUGAUAUAAACAAUGAUUAAUCGCACUUUAUUCGAUAUAUUCGGAGUUUGUAUUAAUAACAUAGGUAA
This is a messenger RNA of Temnothorax curvispinosus, 3215 nucleotides long. Its product is annotated as putative ATP-dependent RNA helicase TDRD12. The transcript is spliced from 3 exons. The record is from RefSeq and is a predicted model, not a curated record. Bases 1995 to 2561 code for a protein of 188 amino acids. Lineage: Eukaryota; Metazoa; Arthropoda; Insecta; Hymenoptera; Formicidae. Gene Ontology annotation, biological process: germ-line stem cell division; transposable element silencing.